Molecule: messenger RNA, 1245 nt
Organism: Drechmeria coniospora
Lineage: Eukaryota; Fungi; Ascomycota; Sordariomycetes; Hypocreales; Ophiocordycipitaceae
Exons: 1
Coding region: 1-1245 (414 amino acids)
Source: RefSeq, a predicted model, not a curated record
AUGCGGCGAGCGGUCCCCCCACAGGUUCGCUUCAUCUGCGAAUCGUGCGCUUCGGUAGGCCGAGCGUCGAAGCAAGGCCUCGGCAACCGACUUGUCCGGUCAGGAAGCCAGCUACCGGGCCGGUCGUUGGUAUGGAGGCCAAUCGCGGCACGAUGGUCGUCGGUCGUGGCCGCGAGCUCUCCUGCCGAACCGGAGACUGCGGCGAAGGAGACGAAUGCUCCCGCGACGUGGCCGCAGAUGACGGACCCCCAGGAGCUCGCCAACGUGGCGGAGGAUAGCGGCAGAAAGUUCCUCUCGGUCGACGGCAUCCCGGCGCAUCAGCUCACGGGUGCUGCGCUGCGGUCGUGUCUACGAGCCGCCUCGGCGCUGCACCCGCAGCUCAAGAGGGCCGAGUCGCUGUCCAAGGCUUCUGCGUCGCGGCUGGUGUCGCUUGGUGCCCAACGAGUCGGCGCCCGGCUGCCGAUCGAUGGCAAGCUCCAGGAGUCCAUCAACAGAAUCUCGUGCACGGCCUACAAGAUCAUCACGCAUCCCAACGUCGAGAUGACGGCCGAGUUCCUCGAGGCGUACGUUCAAAUCCAGUACCAGCUGGGCCGUCCCGAAUCUCUCCCCUCCGUCCUCGACCUGUACGCGACGAAGCCGAAGCCCGUCGUCAGGGACGGCCAGAUCCAUCACGUCGCUCCGAAUCCCAACGCGGCGGUCAAGGCCAUCGAGACGGACGUCGCCGAGAUGGCUCUGCAGACGGCCAUCGACGCGAGGAGCCUCGACUCUGCCCUCGGCAUCGUCCAGGCCGCCUACGCCGUGCCGGCCUUCAAGCGGCAAAAGAUACUCAAGAACGCGACGGCGCCCGCCCUCGGCCUGGCCACCCUUCCCUUUGGCAUAUUCGGCCUCUCCACGGCGUAUGCGUCCUACUGGCAAAACACCAUGGACGUCUCGACGGCCACCGGCCUCUGCGUCGCCGGCAUCUCCGGCUACUUCUUCGUCGUCGGCUCCCUCGGCAUGAUUGCGAAGCUGAGCAACAAGGACCAGAUGAAGCGAGUAACCUGGUCGCCAGGCACGCCCUUGCGCUACAGGUGGCUGCGGGAAGACGAGAGGCGGGCGCUCGACAAGGUGGCCUGCGCCUGGGGCUUCAAGGAGCCAUGGCGGCAUGGAGAGGAGACGGGGCCCGAGUGGGAAGGCCUCAAGGAGUAUAUGGGCUAUCGGCAGAUGCUCCUCGACCGCGUCGAGUUUAUGGAGGGCAUGGGCUAG